This is a messenger RNA of Echinops telfairi (small Madagascar hedgehog), 5104 nucleotides long. It is a transcript of the gene FBXO28, whose product is annotated as F-box protein 28. The record is from RefSeq and is a predicted model, not a curated record. Gene Ontology annotation, biological process: protein polyubiquitination. The transcript has 5 exons. Bases 1 to 933 code for a protein of 310 amino acids. Lineage: Eukaryota; Metazoa; Chordata; Mammalia; Afrosoricida; Tenrecidae.
AUGGCUCAAGCGUCCACAGCGAUGGUUUUUAAGUGUUCCGCGGAGUUCCAGGAUUUAGUUGACUGGGGAGCACGAGAAAGACUGAAUGAGGUCUGUAAAAGAAUGGACUUGGUUUGCCAGAGGAUGUUGAAUCAGGGAUUUCUGAAAGUGGAGAGGUACCAUAACCUGUGCCAGAAACAAGUGAAAGCACAGCUCCCCAGGAGAGAGUCAGAAAGAAGAAACCAUUCAUUAGCUCGUCAUGCAGACAUCCUUGCUGCCGUCGAAACAAGGCUAUCACUGUUAAAUAUGACUUUCAUGAAGUAUGUGGAUUCCAAUCUCUGUUGCUUCAUCCCGGGAAAGGUGAUUGAUGAAAUUUAUCGUGUAUUGAGAUAUGUCAAUUCUACCAGAGCCCCUCAGCGAGCUCAUGAGGUACUUCAGGAGUUACGGGACAUCUCCUCCAUGGCAAUGGAGUAUUUUGAUGAGAAGAUCGUUCCAAUUCUGAAGAGGAAAUUACCGGGGUCAGAUGUGUCUGGAAGACUCAUGGGCUCUCCUCCAGUCCCAGGACCGUCUGCAGCCCUAACAACAAUGCAGCUAUUCUCCAAGCAAAACCCUUCAAGACAGGAGGUUACCAAACUCCAGCAGCAGGUUAAGACCAAUGGUGCUGGUGUGACUGUUCUCAGGCGUGAAAUUUCAGAGCUCCGCACCAAAGUGCAAGAACAGCAAAAACAGCUCCAGGACCAGGAUCAGAAACUGCUAGAGCAAACCCAGAUCAUAGGCGAACAGAAUGCCCGCUUGGCAGAGCUGGAGCGCAAACUGCGAGAAGUAAUGGAAAGCGCAGUCGGAAACUCUUCAGGUUCCAGGCAGAAUGAGGAGUCUCCACGGAAACGGAAAAAGGCAGCCUCGGAAGCCAUAGACUCUCUUAGGAAAUCGAAACGGCUCCGGAAUAGGAAGUAAAUUGGAAUGUGGUUGGUUGUCUGUAGCUCCAGAAGACUUGGCUGAGUAGCUUAAGCAGUUAUGCAUAUCAGGAUGCUGUGAACACCAGCAUCCCGUAGGCUUCUAGGCUUUCAGAACACAACUUAAACUUGAACUGUUUCACGGUUAGGACAUUGUUUUCCGCUUCUCCUGGGUGAACUGAUGCAGUCUUUUUACUUUGCAAUAGAUUUGUACUAACCAGACCUGGUCUAUUAUGUUUUGAGGGGUUAACUGUUUUCCUGUGCAGAUAAAGUUUAAAGUUUGUAUCUGCAUAUAUGCACAUUACAUAAAGAUCUCAAACCUAGUCUGGACAGACUGAAAGUUAACGUUUAACUACAGAAAAUGUCCUGUUCACUUGAAAGAAAAGACCUACUUUUUAAAUGGACACUUUCUUGUUUUGUUUUUUUAAGUUGACUUUUUUGACUUUUUGUUAUAAGUGACCUUUGUCUGGAAUGUCUGGAAAAUAGUUCGUGCUUUUUGGAAUUGAAGUAAUGGGUAACGAAAACGGACUUCCCUAGUAUUGACUGUAGAAGGGGCCUCUACAGUAUUGACUGUCUAUUUUUAUAAACUACUGGCAAGGGGCAUAUCCAGUUGCGACAUGUUUUCAGUUCUCUCUGGGCCAUGUCCUGCAUUUGCAUGGAUGGGUGCAUUGCAUGCAUUGCCUACCAACUCACUUAAACAGCUCUUGCACUGGUAUUGAUCGUGAACCUCUAUACUUUUUACAGCAGCUUCUUCGUUUAUUUAAGUGCGCAACAUCUUCCACCACAACAGCUUGCCUCUAGAGGGCCAGUUAGUCCAUUUGUCCUCCACGGUUCCAGGGGCAGGGGAAUAUUGAAACCCCUUGCUUUACCUGUUCUCUGUAGGGUUCAGGUACACUGGCUCUUCCUCGUUGCUUUCAAACAUUUGGUAACUAAUACUCAUCACUAUGGCACUUGCUGAUUGAAUGUGAUUGACUAGGGGGCACAACUGUAAAAUGCAGUGUUGCCAUUGAAGCAGUUUAUUGAAGAAAAGUUGUACUAUGAAGAAGUCUUUCAUUUGGGGGUGGGCAUGUGGAGGGGGCAGGUGACCUAAGGAAGCUUUUAAAAUAAUCCCAGCUUUCCUUAUCCUACAAUGUUAAACAAAAGCUUUUUUUUUUUUUUUUUUUUUGCACUCCUAUUUUGAACUGUAACCGGAAAAGCAUGUCUUGCACUGUUUGGCCUUUUGAGUGGUCACUUUAACAACCUCCAAAUUGUGUACAGCCAUUAUUUUUCCCCACUGUAUAUUUUUGAGACAUUGAACUGUCACUGUCCUAGUUUUAUUUUAAUGUACUAAGUUAUAUAGCUAUUAUUUGACUGUUAAAUUCAUUUAAGCCUUGGGCUUCAGUUAUUUAAAGUAAAUUUAGGUGUAAAAUAGAAGGGAAAAAUCCUUUUCCAGGUGGGAGUUUGACACAUAUAUAAACCUAAAGUUUGAGUAAGUACCUUUGUUACAUAGAGCACAAGGUUACCACUUGUUACAUCCGUCCAGCAUAACAUGGUUAUGCAUCCUUUAGAUUGACCUCACCAAAUGAACCUCUCCUGUUCAUUUUUAAUAUUGUUCGUACAUAAUAUUGUCCUUAAGAUUUUCAUCAGUUGUCUAAUUUUGAAACUCCAUUUACAAUGUAGUAUGUUUUUGAUGAAACACCACAAAGCAACAUUCAAGUGUUUUCAUGGUUUGUUGGGGAGAUCAUUGUAAAAUAAACAAUUUACAAAACAAACAAACAAACAAAAAUUUGUCAGCAAAGGUCAUCCAUAUAAAUCCCCGUCUGGAAAUUUUCUCAGCAGGUCUAUGUAUGUGUCUGUCUGUCUGUCUUUUUUUAACCGUGGGAGUUAGCCAUAUUGUCAUAACUUUGAGCGAGGACUAAAUGAAGAGGCACGGCCUUGAACAGUCUGGGUGGUUUGUUUUGGGGGAGGUUGUGGGAGCGCGUGGUCUCCUGGCAUUGACACAAACUGACAAAGUACAUGUUUACAGUUUUACUAAGAAUGAUCGUUGUGCAUCGCAGGGAUAGAGCCUUAGAUUAUUUCUUAAUAGUUGUUAAUGAAUCACCAAGAGAUUCCUGAGUUUCUUUUUAAACAUAGAGAUACCCUAAAUGGGCCUAGUCUUCCAUUAAUGAAAGGCUAUAUUAGUGAACAUGAAUAUAUGGCUUUCAUAGUGUGCAUUCACAAUAUUAGAAGGUAGAUUUCCUAUUCCAACAUGCAAAGUUCGACAGCAUACACUUGUUAGUGCAUGAAUGCGCCAAAUCCGUAGAAGAAUAAAACACUGAACACUUAGAAGAAGGAUCUAGCUCAAACACUUUAGGAAACUGCUUUCACUAUUAAUCAGGACAAUUAUUUAUUUUCUUUUUGACAGCAUAGUGGCAUUUAACGUUCACCCCAUCUUAUUUUGAUCAUCUAAAACUGGCACACAUUUCAGGAAAUUUGUAAAUGAGCCUCCGGGGAGAGAGCUGCCCUGCCCUACAUUACAAGUCAUUAAUUUAACUGCUGUAUGCUGUUAAUAUGUCAUAGAGCAACAUUUCAUAAAUGAUGAUUCCCAUCAUUUUCCUUGGAUGGUUUUUAGAUACAUCUCAGUUGUAACAGGUCAUUCCCACGUAGAGAUCCAACACUACAGACAUGCAGCGAAUGUGAGAUGUGUGUGUCCCUCCUCCUCUGCAUAUACUCCUGGAGACAGACUUGUUUCACUUGAUUUCACGUUCUGAGGUUGUAGAGCCUGUUACUCAUCAAUGUACAGAGCCUGGAAAUAACGGGCAAACACGUGUAUUCAGAAGGAGCAUAGUGUCUGAAAACACUUUGGGUGCCAUAAGGUCUAAAGCCACUGAUUUGGGGAAGCUUUCUUUUUUAAAAAAUACGUGUCUUUUGGAGUACUGAACUUUACAAGUGCUUGCCUUAAUUUCUAGUAGUUUCAUAAUGAAUGCGCUAUUCUGUGUGUUGAAAUGUUAAAAUAUUCUAUGUAGCCCCCAAAGUGGGCAAAAUAGAGUAUAAGUAAUGCCUAAAUAAAUAAGCUAAAAGGUGUCACUACAGCUGAAUUUUUGAGAGAAAAUGGGCAUAUGGAAAUAGGCUAUGUGUAAUAAAAAUAAUGGCACCUUAAGAUUGCACUAUUUUAUGCAUUAUUUUAUAUGCCAUUUCAUAGCCUGCACUUUAAUCUCCAAAGAAACAAUGUAUUAUGUCCCAGUUGUUCCAUAUUAAUAAACCUUUUCCUAAGACAGGGCACUUAAUUCUAUUUUACAAUACUGAAUUCGUUUCUUGGAGAUGGAUUCCCUUUUUUGAGUUCUCAAUUUCCUUAGCCAUAAUAUUUUCUAGGAUCUGGGAACUCCCUAGCUUGUCUAUUUCCAACAGUAUAUUAUCUUAAUGUGAUAUAUGUAACUCUCAUUCCUGGUGAUCAGCACAUUGUUAUAUCCUACUCUUGUCAGUGAGUACCGAUUUGUUGUACUUCUAAAACCCUCUAUGAAUACCAUGUGCUAUAAAGUACAAUUGAAGGCAGGAAUAAAAGGCAUUCAGAAAGGAAACAUCGAUGAUACAGUUUCUUAAAAACAGCUGGGUCUGAUAAUGAAACUCAGUUUUCUGUGCUCUCCAAUUUUUUGACUUGAGGUCUAUCUGAAUCCCUCAGUACACAAACAGGUUAAUAAUGUUGAAACUAUGUCACAAUUACAGAGAUGCCUGUCAUUUGAGGCAAAGUAUUUUCAAAAAAUGCUAAAGCAACUCUACUGUCACUGGCAAGUAAGUCCCUGCUGUUGACCAUAAUUUCACUCUUAAUAGCAAUACGUUUAUAUUGAUGAUACAGAUGAUAGUUUUAAAAUGUUGACCUUUUCUAGCUUCUUAAGAGUCUUUGUUAAAUUUUUGAAGUGUAGACAUUAAAUCCAAACGUUAAGGUUAUGUCUGAUGAAGACAUUUAGAGGCAUAGUGGUAAUUCGGCUGGUCCAAUGCCAAAGUAUAGUGCUAUAUUCAAAGCUAUACUAAGAGGUCAGAAAUGUUUAAAAUUCCUUCAUGUGGUACCAUGUCUGUUACCUCCUCAUGAGCAACAAUAAAUUACUAGUGAACCUUCUGGAAUUUUAAUUGUUGAUAACCUUAUUCAAUUAAUGGAAAGUGAAAAGCACCCUCCGGUCACACAACAGGGUACAUAAAUAAAUGUGUUGUUACCAGUG